UUCCCGUGCCAGCAAAUAAAGCUGAGUAUUUUGAGUUCAUCCCUUGAGUCUGAGUCCUGCAUUUUGGGUCCACCACUCCUCCUUGCCUGCCUGCCACACAGCCAACCUCAACAGAACGACGCGACCAGAACAUGGACCCUGCAGACUCUUUUUCCGCGGAGUACUACGCUGAGUUGGAGCGGAUGUUCCGGUUCCCUCAUCCCGAAGGAAACGGCGCCACCGCCACUCCUCUCCUCCGUCACCUGUCCAGCUACCUGGAGGGUCUGAGGGGCCCGUCCGGCCUUCAUCUGUUGUUCCCGCUGGGGGUUCUGGAGAACCGCACCAGCCUUUGUUCGCCUCCGCUGGAGGGUCCGAGGGGCCCAUCCAGCCUUCGUCGCCUGCAGCGCCUGCGGCUCCCGCGCCGUCACCUGGUCCGGCCUGCUCGGCCUGCACGUCCGGUCCGGCCGCUUUCCGGGCCAAUGACUGGACGUCCUCGCCGUCAUGGACGGCCUCCUGUCCUGCUCCGUCGCCGCCGGUGCCUCCCACCCGGCCGGCCUCCUGAACUUUUUUCCUGGACUCCUGGGCCGUCGUCCUCCGGGCCGGCCCCUGAACCUUUUCAGGACUGUUGCCUGGGCCUCUGCGCCUUUCGUGGGCCCUUUUGUUUGUUUUCUUUUGGACUGUUCCUGGGUCUCGGUGCUGUUGCUUUGGACUUUGUUCCCUGUGUUUUGGUUUCUAGCUCCUUGUGUUUCGUUUCUUUCAUGCACGCUUGA
Oreochromis niloticus (Nile tilapia) is the source of this 749-nucleotide messenger RNA. RefSeq lists its product as uncharacterized. Lineage: Eukaryota; Metazoa; Chordata; Actinopteri; Cichliformes; Cichlidae. Bases 132 to 749 code for a protein of 205 amino acids. The transcript has 2 exons. The record is from RefSeq and is a predicted model, not a curated record.